This is a messenger RNA of Durio zibethinus, 2287 nucleotides long. RefSeq names its product laccase-14-like. The record is from RefSeq and is a predicted model, not a curated record. NCBI's taxonomy places the organism in Eukaryota, Viridiplantae, Streptophyta, Magnoliopsida, Malvales, Malvaceae. Gene Ontology annotation, biological process: lignin catabolic process. Gene Ontology annotation, molecular function: copper ion binding; hydroquinone:oxygen oxidoreductase activity. Gene Ontology annotation, cellular component: apoplast.
GGAUCAAUGGACCCUGUUUUUGACAAAUUGUCUUUCUAUUCACAAAUGUCCAAGGUUAAGUUUAGUUCAGAACAAUGACCCCAAUGAAAAUUACCGGCAGUCUGAGCCUUUGCUCUUAUUAACAUUGACGUUGGACAACAUCGGUCCCAUGUUUUCUGUGAUUUUCGUUUUGAAGAUUUAUUAUUCUAUAGUGUUUUCCCAACCCCAACUAUAAACAAAACCGUACCAGCUCAAGCUUUUUCUAUAAAGAGCUCAUACAAACAAGGAGACCAACACAAACCAUAAGUAACGGUAGAGAGUUUUCAUUUGCUUCAGUGAGAGAAGUGCUUGAAAAAUAAAACCAAAGAUGCGUUUAAUCUCUUGGGUUUUAGGAUUUAUUUUCCUUAUUCCUCUGCUUUUCAGCUGUGCUCAGGGUGCUGUUUAUAAGUAUUAUUGGGUUGUGAAGCAGACUAAUUUUACAAAGCUGUGUACCAAAUCCACUGUUCUUACUGUGAACGACAGCUUUCCAGGUCCAGAGAUUCAUGCUGCGAGAGGUGAUACCGUUUUUGUCACUGUCCAGAAUGACGGGCCAUAUGGAAUCACUAUUCAUUGGCAUGGAGUUAGACAGCCGAGGAAUCCAUGGUCAGAUGGUCCAGAGUACGUUACUCAAUGUCCAAUUAAGCCUGGGGGAAAAUUCACACAGGAGAUCAAUUUGUCAACGGAGGAAGGAACACUCUGGUGGCAUGCCCACAGUGACUGGUCGCGUGCCACUGUUCACGGAGCCAUCAAAGUUUUUCCGGCCAAGGGAACCAGUUACCCGUUCCAUAAGCCUGAUGGAGACCAAACUAUUGUAUUCUCCUCCUGGUACAAAUCAAAAGUGAUGAAUGUGUUAGACGAAGCUCUCGCAACCGGCGGUGAUCCAAACAUUUCAGAUGCUUACACCAUCAACGGUGAACCUGGAAAUUUGUACAACUGCUCUAAAGAAACAAUGUACAGUUUGUUGGUUAAGACUGGCAAGACUUAUCUCCUCCGCAUUGUCAACGCAAUCCUGAAUGAAGAAAUGUUCUUCGCCAUAGCUCACCACAACAUGACCGUUGUUGGGUCGGACGGAGCAUAUGUCAAACCCUUUUCUACUGAUUAUUUGUUCAUCACCCCAGGCCAAACAAUGGACGUUCUGGUUACAGCAAACCAAUCAGCAAGUUACUAUUACAUGGUUCUUACUCCUUUUCUUGAUACUGAGUCUUCAUAUGACAACACGACCUCUAGGGCACUUAUCAGAUAUAGUGGAAAUUAUGCAACUCCAAGGUCAAUUCCUACUCCAAAAUUUCCUAAUAUCAGUGACUCAAUAUCUGCACAACUCUUUGUUGUUCGCUUGAAGAGUUUAGCAAAUGCAGCUCAUCCAAUCAGUGUCCCCAAAAACAUCACUAGACGAUACUUCAUUACUGUUUCUGUGAAUCUAGUCGCUUGUCCCAAUUCAACAGGUUGUACAGUUUCCGGUAAUAAUAAGCUGGCAGCAAGCUUAAACAACAAUAGCUUUGUGUUGCCAUCAACUUCUCUGCUGCAAGAAUAUUAUGACAAUAACUAUAAUGUGAGCCGUAUUGCUGAUCAGUUACCGAACAAACCGCCUACUCCGUUUAAUUACACAACAGUGGCGAACAUGUCUACGUAUACAAGCGAAGGAAGACGGGUUAUAAAAUUGAAUUAUGGUGACGAAGUGGAAAUUGUGUUCCAAGGAACGAACAUAGGAGCCACGCAGAAUCAUCCCAUGCAUCUUCAUGGCUACAGCUUUUAUUUGGUUGGAACGGGGUCUGCUGAUUUUGACAAUGGCACAGAUCCUGGAAGGUUCAAUUUGGUUGAUCCACCAGAGGUCAACACAAUUGCAGUCCCUAGAAAAGGAUGGUCUGCUAUUAGAUUUAAAGCUGAUAAUCCUGGGGUUUGGUUUAUGCACUGCCAUUUCGAGCGGCAUACGACUUGGGGAAUGAGCACUGUUGUCAUAGUGAAGGAUGGACGCACCAAGAAAACAAGCAUGCGUCCACCACCUUCCUAUAUGCCUCCUUGUUCUUAAGUUUGCAUCAUCUAGUGUGCAGGGUUUGUUAAACAUAUUGAGUGUAUGACUUGAUAAAGUCGUUCACACUAUAAAAUAAUAUUUUCUAUGAAAUUUCUAUCUCGUUUGUCUAUAAUUGGCUAGUUAAGUGCCCAACACCUAUAUCCAUUCGUUUGCAAGACGUGUCAAAAGAGGUAUCUCUCAACUAAAUCCAAUGGUUUUUCUAAAACUGUGAUACAACUUACAAGAGGAAAUGCAGACUGA